GUGCUGCCGGCGGCCGCGAAGCGCAGCGGUGCCGGGGCCCGCACGUCGGGGCGGCGCGGCGGUGGCCGGUGUGGCGGUGGCCGGUGUGGCGGUGAUCGGUGUGGCGGUGGCCGGUGUGGCGGUGGCCGGUGUGGCGGUGAUCGGUGUGGCGGUGGCCGGUGUGGCGGCGAUGGGCGGCACGGCGCUGUCGGGAGCGCUGUGGCUGGGGCUGCUGUGGGCCGGGAGCGGGGCCGGGGGCAGCUGCCAGGGAAAGUGCUGCCAGGGCCGGGAUGCCGCCUGCGUCGGCGAGGGAUGGAGGGAGGGAGGUGGCUACGGGACCUGCUACUGCGACGGAGGCUGCCGGCGAGCCGGGGACUGCUGCCACGACCACGGCCAGGCGUGCCCGGCUAUUCCCUGUGUUGUGGGGGAGUGGAGUCAUUGGAGUGGCUGUGCAGAACAGUGUCAUCCCGGGCUGCGGGUCCGUAGGCGCUACAUACAACAGGAACCUAAAAACGGUGGGGAGCCGUGUCCAGCUCUGGAGGAGAAGGCUGGCUGCCUGGAAUACCUGACUUACCAGGGGGAGGACUGCGGCCAUGAACAUGUCCCUGCUUUCAUAACUACCUCUGAAUACGGUAAAGAAAGAAAAAGACGAGCAGCAUCUUCCUUCCAGCCUUCAGACAAAGAAGCAGCAGGAUACUGCGUGGAGUUCAGGACGGAGUCUCUUUCCCCGCACUGCGCUUUGGAGACGCGUCCGUUCGCGCGCUGGAUGCAGUACCUGCGCGAGGGACACACCGUGUGUGUCACCUGCCAGCCACCAGCCAUGAGCACGGCCACGCGGCGCUGCUCCGGAGACGGCCACAACGCACACGGAGAUAAAAUCUUACACUGGGAAGCAAUUGGCAACUCUCAGUGCCAAGGAACCUGGAAGAAGAUCCGGCAACUGGAACACUGUUCCUGUCCCCUGGUGCAUAGUUUUAUUUUUACAUAAAAGUUUAAAAGACCUUUAAAAUUGCAACAGAAAGACUAAGAAAAUUAACACCAAUGCCAAGAAACCUAUAUAUUUCUGCUGCAUUUUCUGGAGCCUUAACAAAUUUUAAAUGAGUCAGGACUUUGUCAGAAUCAUUUCAGGAAAUUCUCUCUGCCUUAAUGCAAAAUGCUAAGACUGACCUCUGUAUUAGAACAGUAGAAGCAUGUUACCAUGUUUCUCAUUUCUAAUUAAAGAGCUAAUGUUUCUAACCAUAGCAGUUGCUUUCCUUAAGUUCUCCAGCUUUACUGGCCCUAGCCCCAUCUCCAGGCAAUGCUCCUACUCAGUAGUGCACCAGCCAAAUAUUUUCAAAUCUGAGAAUAGUCACUGUCAACAUUUAAGAGCAAGGGUGAAUAAAAAUCAAGUUUUUGAAAGCUAAAACUGAUUUCAGUUUAGGUACUUUGUUCCUCUCCAGUAUCAUCUAGGCAAUUUUUUACACUAUAAUUGUGUAAACAUUCUUCCUCUACACUGCAGUUUUCACAUUCAGCCACCUUUAUGAAGACAUAGCCCUAGUCAGCAUUGUUAAGGAAUUGGUCUCCUCAGAACUUCAUAUUAGUAAUACACAGUGUAACUUUUCUGGCAGAUGAACCUAGACGAGUCUUUUGUAACUAAGGCCUUGGCUAAGAGUAAAAAAAUUUCUAGUUAAAAUUGCUCAUCUACAAGGAUUAGUAUAGGAACCUGCAACAUCUGAGCGCUGGCAAGAGUGCUGUGCAGGUUGAGAAAAUUUCCUGUUAAGACAGUCAGCAUUUCCAUGCAACAUAAAGGCUUCCUGGAAGAAGCCAUUGAGUCUCUUGGCAAGAAUGAGGAAGGUGAUCUGCUUGAGGUUCUGUUCACAAUAAGAAUGUGUUGUGAAACUAGCCUUUGAACUGCAUGUUACCAUUUUAAUGUAAUCAAAGCAAGCCUCCAAAACAGAAAGCAGUGAUUAUCUUAAUACUUUCUGAACAUUUCAGACUUCACAACUAUAUGUUUUCCUUUUUAAUGGGGAAAAUUAUCUCUCAGAGCUUUGUUUUAAUGACCAAUUCAGACAGGUGCUUUUUCUUAUAACGUUCUUGGAAAAUAAAACCCCUAGCCAAGAAAAAAGGUACAGGAAACAUUUGAAUUCAAGAGAUUUCACUUUUAAAAGAAUGUUGUAUUAUGUUAGUUCAAGUCACUAGAUUCACACCUGUAUGACAGUGGAAAGCAUGAAUUUUCUGAGAUUGUGGAAAUCUCUUCCAAAUGAUCUGAAUCCAGAGAUACAGACUAGUGCCAUCAUCCAUCUGUUCCACUCUCCCUUGAGCAGCAGAGUUGCAGUAGCCAGCAGAAACCUUGAUAGUGACCCCCAUUAAAGUGUAUCUUUGCUGUCACUGACAGUGUAGACUCGUUAUUGAGACCCACGUCAGCCAUGUGUUUUUGAGCUUUCCCUUUCCUGCUGGUCUGGAAGAAGUCACUUGUCAAGACAAGGUAGGUGGCGCAAGCUAACCAAGAGAUGCUAAGUGCUAGUACAAUAGUGUUCCUUUCCAUGUAAAAAAAUAACCAGUCCCUUUGUUACUUAAAAAUACAACAUUAUAUGAAUUUGCACUUUUUAACUGCAGAAAAAACCCCAACAAAUCAUCUCAUAAAAUUAGCAAUAGUAAUACAUACGUAUUUUUUGUAAAACUUACAGAAAUGUCAAGUCUGAUCGUAAUUUCAAAGUGAAGCAAAACAAAUUAGAAUGGGUUAUAUGGCAGGAAGUAAAAUAAUGAAAAGGUCAAUCUAAAAAGAGGUACAGCCCUUGAAAAAUACAGAACACUUGACUUUUUAUUAGCCUCCAUCAAACUAAAGAUGUUGCUAGUCAGAUCUAAUACCCCUAUUUACAUAACAGACAUUUCUUCAAUCACUGCAAACAUUUUCACAUUUCAGAAUCUAGGUUAUCUGUUAUUGCAUGUAGCAAAAAAGGCCAGACUUUACAUUUAAGUCAUCAUUAGCAGAGCAGGUGAGCUUACAUUAAUGUUUUAUACUUAUUAUUAUUCUGUUUCAUGUUUUAGGACAGCAACAGUUGCUGGACACUCUGAGACUAAAAUAAGAUGUUAUUCUGAAAAGCUACAGUAGGUCCUCAUGUAGGGAAAGGUCAAGAAGAGUUGGUUUCUGUAGUCAAAUCAGCUUUGUUUGAUCUUACUCAAUGUUCU
Molecule: messenger RNA, 3147 nt
Organism: Passer domesticus (house sparrow)
Lineage: Eukaryota; Metazoa; Chordata; Aves; Passeriformes; Passeridae
Gene: SBSPON
Product: somatomedin B and thrombospondin type 1 domain containing
Exons: 5
Coding region: 170-967 (265 amino acids)
Source: RefSeq, a predicted model, not a curated record